This is a messenger RNA of Linnemannia hyalina, 1593 nucleotides long. NCBI's taxonomy places the organism in Eukaryota, Fungi, Mortierellomycota, Mortierellomycetes, Mortierellales, Mortierellaceae. The record is from the annotation of a GenBank genome assembly.
AUGUCAUUAGCCGACGACUUUCUUGCCGACAUUGACUACGAAGAAGUCGAGUCCAUCACCUCCUCAGGCCAGGACUUUAGCGCACAACAACAGGACAUCUAUACUAGCUUUGGCGGCGAUGCCUCGUCUUCGAAACACAAUGGAGGGGAUCUGAUAGACGAGGAUGAGGACGACGAGGAUGGGGACUUGGAUAUGGAGGCGGAUAUGAACGAGGCUGAUAGCGCAUUGGAGGCCAUGAUGCGGGAAGUUCGGUCCGCCAAGAAUGCAAGGGAUAUUGCACGGCUUAUGGAUUCUGCAGAGAUGAAGGGCAUUCUGAAGGAUAUUACGCAUUUCCAAUCACAGUCCGAGUCAAAGGGAUCGGACGUGUCAGGAAUGGUGGAGGAUGACCCCGAGUACCAGCUGAUCGUUAAAGCUAACACCAUCACCGUCGCUAUCGACAACGAAGUCCUCGUCGUCCACAAGUUCAUCAGAGACCAUUAUGAGCCAAAGUUCCCGGAACUAGAGACGCUGGUGGCGAACCCGAUGGAUUAUGCAAGGACGGUGAAGAGGAUUGCGAACCAGGAGGAUAUUACAAAGGUCAACUUGCACGAUAUCCUGCCGUCGGCGACUGUCAUGGUUGUUGUCGUCACAGGCACCACGACCGAGGGCAGGGAUCUGACAGAGUCCGAGUGGAAGGCUUGUGAGGAAGCCUGUGAUCUUGCCUUUGAACUCGAGAAAGCCAAAGCUACUAUCAUCGAGUAUGUGGAGUCGAGAUUGACAUUUAUUGCACCCAACUUGUCGGCGAUCAUUGGAACGACAACGGCAGCAAAACUGAUGGGACAAGCCGGAGGGUUGACAGCACUGAGCAAGAUGCCUGCAUGCAAUAUCCAGGUCCUGGGUCAGGACAAGGCCCUCAAUUCUGCACUUUCUUCCGCAUCCCAGGUCAAGAACGUUGGUUAUAUCUACUAUUCGCCCUUUGUCGCCUCGCUCCCCUUGGAUAUCCGCAAAAAGGCCCAAAAGAUGAUUGCAGCCAAGAUUGCCCUUGCUGCGCGAAUUGAUAGGGUCCAUUCGUACCAGGAUGGAUCAUGGGGUCGCAAGAUUCGGGAGGAGAUUGAGAAGAAGGUGGAAAAGCUGUUGGAGCCCCCACCCCAGAAGAACAUCAAGGCCUUGCCGGCACCGUUGGAGGCGCCCAAGAAGCGUCGUGGUGGUCGUAGGGCGAGGAAGGAGAAGGAGCUCUAUGCGGUCUCGGAGAUGCAGAAGCUCAAGAACCGGAUGGAGUUUGGAGUUGAAGAACAGGAGAUUAUGGGAUAUGGAGAAUCUCAAGGAAUGGGAAUGUUGGGUCAGAACUCUUCGGGUCCUGGAGCAGGAAGGAUCAGAGCUGCACAGCAGAAUAACCGGAAUCGUGGCAAGAUCUCGAACAGGAAUGCGGCUCGUCUGGCGCAGUAUGGAUCGAGUAGUGGACUGGCGACGGCUGGAACUGCUUCCUCGAUUGCUUUCACGCCUGUGCAGGGUAUUGAGUUGAUUGAUCCUACCGCCGCGGCUGCCAAGAUCAAGGCUGCCAAUGAGAAGUAUUUCGGUAGCGGAGGAUUCUUCAAGGCUCCCGAAAAGAAAUAA